CAUACAUCCCUAUAGCAAACCAAGCAAGAAUUUGGGAAAUCCUAUUUUUCGUUAGAAGUCCCUUGUGGAAGUGUGGAACCAGUGUUAACGGUUUAGCUCCUUUUUGACCGGGCAGCCAGAUCCGAAACCCUACCAUUUUCCGACCACCCCUCCAUUGUUUGCGUCUCCGUUUCUCCGCAGUUGCUCUCUUGCAGGAUAGAAAAAUAAAUAUAAAAUGCUGGUCAAAGGUAGGAAAGUUGCUGGCAAGGGGGAGACAGUGGCUGCACAUUAUGCUUUUGGCCAGUUUGAAGAUGAUGUGAUCAUAAAGCACAGACUUCUAACUCGCACAACAACCACUAGGGGUGAACCGCCACUAAAGAAACUUCAAAAGAAGUUCACUGCUUUUGCUGUGGAGGUAGAGAAGGAAGCUGAUAACUUUGGUGACUGUGAAAGACUUUCCAAGGCUUUCUUGCAGGAGCUAAACACUUUCGAGAUUCCACUCCUAAAAAGCAAAGCAGUCAUUGAUUCAAAUGUUAGGGAGAAGGAGAAUUUCAAUGACCUGAACAGUGAAAUUAACAGGCAGAUUUUACAGGCCCAAGCUGAUAUAGAAGAUCUGAAGAAACAACUUGAAGAGAGCAAGAUAGAGAGGCAGCACAAAGAGGAGUGUGAGGCAAUUAGGAAGUUGAUCGCAAUGCAGCCACCCAGAUCAGAAACCCAAAAAGUUAUCACAGAUCUAGAGAAGGAGAUUGCAAAUUUAGAGGCAGAGAACACUGCUAGUUCAAGAACAUUGGAGCUGCGCAAAAAGCAGUUUGCUCUUUUGUUACAUGUGGUUGAUGAGCUGCAAAACACAAUCGAGGAAGAGCAAAGGAGUUUGGUUGAGGAGAUGAGGGCAGCAAUGGAUGAUCAUAAGAAUGGGGUGGAGGAUACUGGUGCAGUUCCAGAAGCAAUGGCUGUAGAUUAAGGAGUAAGGUGCAACAAAAGCUUCAUAGCAUAAGUAUGCAGUUGGCAUAAAAGGGAGCGCAAACCUUCUCCAAAGAUGCAAUUGUGGCGUCUACCUGCGGCGCAUAACUAGCUCUUGAAUGCUGCUUUUGCUAGAAAAUGACUGUUGAGAAUAGUUGCUCUUCACAAUGAGUUUGUAAACCUGUGGUAUACUUUUGUCUCUAAACGAAUGAUAGAAUGAGUUGUCACUAGAAAUGUGUUGUUUUUAAGUAUGUAGGGACCCAACCUUUGAAGUUCCUCAGCUGCAUCUUCUACAUCUUUGGUUCUCAUGGUAGCAUUGCGAUGUACCCAUUCUCUCCUC
Messenger RNA from Ipomoea nil (Japanese morning glory), 1279 nucleotides. Its product is annotated as THO complex subunit 7A-like. The transcript has 4 exons. Gene Ontology annotation, cellular component: THO complex part of transcription export complex. The record is from RefSeq and is a predicted model, not a curated record. Bases 215 to 940 code for a protein of 241 amino acids. Gene Ontology annotation, biological process: mRNA export from nucleus; mRNA processing. NCBI's taxonomy places the organism in Eukaryota, Viridiplantae, Streptophyta, Magnoliopsida, Solanales, Convolvulaceae.